AUGGCUCUGAGUCCAAGGGCUAGUCUGGUCCUCCAUGAAGACACAAAGGUGACACCCAGUCUCAACUCCACUGUGGCCCCAGGUUUAGGCUCUGGCACCAUCUCUGGGCCAAACCCAGAUACAGAACUUAUUACUAUUCUGAAUCCACCCUUGAAUCCUGGUUUGGCUCUUGUUCCAGACCUUAAUCCAAUUCUGAGUCCUGUUUCUGAGCAGGCCCCUGGCCUAGUGUCUGAUAACACCCCCAGACCUGUUGAAAGUGGGGCCGUGGCUGCAGCUUCCCUCCAGUUCACCGCUUCUCACUCUGAUGAAGCCCUGGGCCUGGAUUUGAAUCACAACUCAAGGCCUAACUCACAGGGGGCCUCAAACCUCGUUCUGAGCCAGGGCUCUAUCGAGGCCCAAGGUCUGAGCUUGGACAACCACUCUGGGUUGAAUUCUGAGGGCUUCAACUCCCACCCAAGUAUGAUUUUUGAUUUCGCUCUAAACUCCAAUCCCUCCAGGCCUGAAUUAAACCCAUUUGUAAGGUCCUAUUCAAGAGAAGCCCUACUUCUAGGCUCAUGUAUAUCCAGGCCAGGCUCAAAAGCACUUCUUAUUCAAGCCUCAAACUCUUCUCUGGAUUCCAGCUCCAAUCACUUGCUCGGUGUGGGCUCAAGAACUAUUUCCAGGUUGGACCUAAAUGUGGCUCCAGGUUCUUGUAGGACCCCAAUCCCAAACACAAAUGAGACCAUCACUUUGGCUUCACAUAACACCUUUGGGUCUGUUUCAAAAAGAGCCUUCGGUGCAUCCUGGAACACAAGUUCCAAAGGAACCAUCAAUGUGGCUUCAAAUAGCAAUGUCAAGUCUGAUUUGAACAUGACCGUCACUCAGGCCUCAUGCUUGGCCCUGAUUCCUGGCUCCAAUGAUGAUAUCAGCCUGCAUUCCAGCACCUAUGGACCCAACUCCGUCCUUUCUCCACCCUCAUGCAUGACCUUGAUACUGGGCUCCAAGGAGACUCUGAGUCUAGGCUCUAGCCUCAUCUUCAGUGACACAUCCACCUUGACGCUGAGCAGCCAGCAAGAUUGUUCUGAGGACAAUGCCACCCACAUCGUGCCCCUGGAGGACAAUCAGCAGAGCAGGAGCGAGAUGACCGGCACUGGGAUGGGCCAGACCCCCACUGGCAACACCACAGACAAGGACACCACAGCCUUCCAAAGUGUCCCUGAGCGAGCCUUUGAUGAAGUGGACUCAUGCCUGGUGAACGUGCCAGGGAAGGGAGAGGAUGGCAACAAAAUGACCCUGGUCGAGAAUGCCAUCACCCUCCAGAAGAGCCAGGAUAUGCUGGAAGAUGAAGGAAAGAAGAAGACCAUGGUGAAGAAGAUGAUGAGGCAGAUCCAGGAGGAGCCGCUGGAUUCCCUCUCCAGCCCCGUCCGCCAGGAGGCCAUGGAGACCCUGACGCAGCUGAGUCACACCCAGCCUGUCCUGGGUGUUCGGGAAAGGUCAGAGCUGGUGAACGCGUGUGUGAAGAGUGUGUUCUCCCUGCCCUCUGUGCAGGCCAUGCAGGAGAAAGACGAGGCCAAGGCUGAGACCAUCCAGACACUUUACCGUCAGACCUUGGAUGCCCUGCAGACGCUGCUCAACUCUCUCUGUGUUGAGGACCCCACUCCUGCUGGGCUGAAGAGCAUUUUGGAGCCCCUGGGGCCAUGGAUGAACUCUGGAAAGGCUCAUGAACGAGCACGUGCUGUGAACAGCAAUGUCUCCGUGUUGAACCACAUGCUUCUCACCCUGCCUUUCCUUAUGUCUUCGGGAUUCCCGGCACCGGGGCUUCUGCUGGGGAGACUCACCCUUCGCAUCGGGGAUCCUGAUGAGGAAAUUGGCCGGGAGGCUCUGGAAGGCAUCACCAUCCUCUACACUCUCCUGGAGCUCCAAAAACGAGCCAGAGAUAAGAAAGAGAUCAACAAGAAGGAACUAUAUGAGAGCAACAAGCGUUUCCUGGGGCCCUACAACCCUGUCAGCCCAUGCCAGAACAUUCUGCGUGUGAUUGCGGAAUUCGGAGACUUCCUGGGACCCCAGCAGGUAAAGGACCUGUUGCUAGCAGCCCUGGAAGGGCUGAAAGGUGGCUCAGAGGUUGAGGUGAAAGACUCCGGGGAGAUGAUGCAGCUGGCCUCGGAGGUCAUGCUCUGCUCCGUGCUGGAGUGGUACCGUCACAGGGCACUGGAGGUGAUCCCAGAAAUCAUGCAGGCUAUCUACGUGCAGCUGAGCCACAUCCAGGAGCCCCGGGCCCGCGAGGUGGCCCUGCUGCCCGUCUCUCUCCUGGCCAGCUCCUUUAUGACUGAGGUCGUUGUGGCCCUGCUCAUGUGCCCCCUCCCACUAGACAGCAGUGGAGCAGAGAUGUGGAGGCAGCUGAUACUGCGCAAGCCCAGCUGUGAUGUCCGAGACCUCCUGGACCUGCUCCUGAACAGCCUGAAGGAGAAGCCUGUCACCAAGAAGGGCAGGGCCUCCAUCGUGCCCCUAGCGGCAGCCAGCGGCCUGUGUGAGCUCCUGUCCGUCAACAGCUGCCUGGGCCGAGUAAGGCGCAUCUACCCCCAGCUGCUCCUGGCCCUGCUCGUUCAGGUCCAUUACCACAUCGGCCUCAAUCUGUCCAACCACGUGGGUUCCUGCAAGGACGCCAAGGACGCACAACCCUCUGCCUUCGUACCUGUGUGUUGGGUGGUCAAAGUGGUGAAAACCCUGCUGCUGAAGAUGGGCUGCUCAUACGAGGCCGCCUUUCUGGAUGACCAGGGCGGCUGGGAGCUCUUGGGGCAGGCGGAGAACCAUCACCGAGGAGUGUCCCUGCUGGCCAGGGCCAUGGUGCAAUACUCCUGCCAGGAGCUGUGCCGCAUUCUCUACCUGCUCAUCCCGCUCCUGGAGCGAGGCGACGAGAAGCACAAGAUCACUGCCACCGCCUUCUUCGUGGAGCUCCUCCAGAUGGAGCAGGUGCGGCGGAUCCCUGAGGAGUACUCUUUGGGCCGAAUGGCGGAAGGCCUGAACCACCACGACCCCAUCAUGAAGGUUCUAUCCAUCCGAGGCCUGGUCAUCCUGGCCCGCAGGACUGAGAAGACCGCCAAGGUGCAGGCUCUCCUGCCCUUCAUGGUGAAGGGUCUGAAGAGUGUGGAUGGGCUGCUGGUGAUGGAGGCAGGCCACAACCUCAAGACCAUCUUCAAGGGGCUGGACCGGAGGAAACUGAAUGACCACUCGGUCUAUGUGGAGAUGCUGCAGGUCCUGCUGCCACACUUCAGUGACCCACGGGAAGAUGUGCGCUCCUCCUGCAUCAACCUGUAUGGCAAGGUGGUCCAGAAGCUGCAGUCGUCGCCCCGCACCCCUGCCAUGGAGGGACAGCUGGUCAGAACCUUGGUUCCCCUGCUGUUGACCAUGCAAGAGGGCAACACCAAGGUGAGCCAGUUCUGUGUGAAGACCCUGUUCCGCUGUUCUUGCUUCAUGGCGUGGGAGUUGCCAAAAAGAGCUUAUAGCCGGAAGCCCUGGGACAGCCAGCAGCAGACGGUGGCCAAGAUUUGCAACUACCUUGUGAACACCCACCGAGACAGUGCCUUCAUAUUCCUCAGCCAGAGCCUGGAGUACGCCAAGAAUUCCCGGGCCUCCCUCCGGAAGUCCUCGGCCAUGUUCAUAGGGUCCCUGGUCCCCUUCAUGGACAGCAUAAUGACGGAAGAGCGUCUGAAUGAAGUUAAAGCCACUCUGGAAAACUUGAGACACGACCUGGAAGCCUCUGUGUGCAUCUGUGCGGCCCAAGCCCAGGACAACAUCCUGGCCAGCUGCUGGCGGAACUCAUGGCCGCUGCCACAUGGGGACUCCUGGGUGUGUGACCCGGCCACCACGCAUCGCUGGAGCCCUAGCUGUGAGAACCUGCCCACUUCCCACCGGCGGCGCUCCUGGAUCAUGCAGGCACUGGGCUCCUGGAUGACGUCCUUGAAGGAGUGA
This is a messenger RNA of Pteronotus mesoamericanus, 3948 nucleotides long. It is a transcript of the gene MROH7, whose product is annotated as maestro heat like repeat family member 7. Gene Ontology annotation, cellular component: cytoplasm. Lineage: Eukaryota; Metazoa; Chordata; Mammalia; Chiroptera; Mormoopidae. The record is from RefSeq and is a predicted model, not a curated record. The coding region runs from base 1 to 3948 and encodes 1315 amino acids. The transcript is spliced from 22 exons.